Molecule: messenger RNA, 1362 nt
Organism: Rodentolepis nana
Lineage: Eukaryota; Metazoa; Platyhelminthes; Cestoda; Cyclophyllidea; Hymenolepididae
Source: the annotation of a GenBank genome assembly
AUGAAAACAGACGAUUUGGGAGGAAAGUUGGUCAUAAAAGUCCAACUUGGUGAUGAUUUGCGUCGUAUCCUUAUUCAUAAUGAAGAAUUAACGCUCGACGAGCUCGUUUUGAUGUUACAGCGCGUAUUCAAGCCUCAAUUAGAUAAUCUGGAAAGCUUUACUAUAAAAUAUAAAGAUGAAGAUGAUGAAUAUAUUACUAUUGCGGAGGAGUUUGACCUUUCCUAUGCUAUUCACUCCAAUAAGACUCUUCGUCUGAAAAUUUUUGUGCCUCAUACAGACCAAUCUUGCGUCGAAUCCAUAAAAGCAGUCGCUCCGUCUCAUUCUAGUGCGGAUACCACCUCAAUCGUAUCCCAGAUAAAUCGUAUCCACGAUGAAAUUAAACAACUAGCUGGAAAGUUUGAAGAAUUUUUCUUUAACUUCAAAGACGAAUCGAGACCAUGCCCUCAUGAAUCAGCUAAACCUUCAUCAACGACUGAGCCCCCUAGUAAUACUUUAUCCGACGCUGAGCCACCGAAACUGAAUUCUUUUACUCCAAAACCUUUGGAAUCGGUUGUCCCAGCUUUUGCACCGCAUAAGCCUGCAGAUUUGGCACCCUCUUCUCAUCCGAUUCCACUUUCUAAUCCAUCGUCAACACUUGAUUCAUUCAUAUCCUCAAAUCUCAGUGGACCUUCGGGUGGCCAGCACUCAAUGGCACCAACAUCUGCUGCAUCAGCACAGCCUCCUAUCCUUCCUACCGCUACUUCAUUGGCUACUAAUAGCCCUGCGCCACAAAAUCCAUCAGCUUCAGCACCACAGCCACAGCAGCCGGCACUUUUGCCAACUGCCUACUUGCCUCAACAAAGCGGUGGUCCUUCAUCGCUUUUGGGUCAGGGACCGCCACCGCGCCCUGCCUUCAUGGGUGGACCUAUGCCUCCACCUCAACAGCAAUAUGGUGGUAUGCCCCAACCACCAUUCUUGCAUCAGCCUCGACCAAUUUCCACUGUUUCAAAUACCCCUUCGCAACAAUUGAUGGGUGGUCAAAUCCAAGGCCCACCACCUCCACCAAUGCCACCGUCGAUUUCAAUGAUGUCUCAGCCGCCCCAAUUGUCAAUGAGUGGCAUUAGUAGUAGCGGCAUGAUGCCACCACCCCCUGCCAUGUCGAUGAGCGGUGUUAAUAUUGGCAAUAUGGUACCACCACCUCCACCAAUGGGGGCCGGCGUUAAUCGAUUCCCCCCUGCCGUCCCCUCAGGUGGUGGAAUGAUACCACCACCACCACCACCAAUGGGAGGUAUGGGACCUCGUGCACCUCCACAACCUCAAGCACCCUUACAACUUGGUGGUCCCCCUAUGUGUGGAGGAGCGUACGAUCAACGUCCAAUGUAA